This is a messenger RNA of Plasmodium gonderi, 468 nucleotides long. RefSeq names its product translation initiation factor eIF-1A. The coding region runs from base 1 to 468 and encodes 155 amino acids. The record is from RefSeq and is a predicted model, not a curated record. The transcript is spliced from 6 exons. Gene Ontology annotation, biological process: translational initiation. NCBI's taxonomy places the organism in Eukaryota, Apicomplexa, Aconoidasida, Haemosporida, Plasmodiidae. Gene Ontology annotation, cellular component: cytoplasm. Gene Ontology annotation, molecular function: RNA binding; translation initiation factor activity.
AUGCCAAAGAAUAAAGGUAAGGGAGGAAAAAACAGAAGGAGAGGAAAAAAUGACAACGAAGGAGAAAAAAGAGAACUGUUAUAUAAGGAAGAAGACCAAGAAUAUGCUCAAGUGUUAAGAAUGUUGGGAAACGGAAGAUUGGAAGCCCACUGUUUUGAUGGAGUUAAGCGACUGUGUCAUAUUAGGGGAAAAAUGAGAAAGAGAGUUUGGAUAAAUUCUGGAGAUAUCAUUUUAGUAUCCCUUAGAGAUUAUCAAGACAGCAAAGCGGAUGUUAUAGCAAAAUACACACCUGACGAAGCAAGGAGUCUAAAAACGCAUGGUGAAUUACCAGAAACUGCCAAAAUUAAUGAAACGGAUAUUUUCGAUGAUGAUGGACAGAAUGGCGUUGAAUUUUUGGAUGAUGAGUCAGACGAGGAGGCACAAGAAGAUAUCAAUAACGCGAAAAAAUUAGAAAUAGAGGAUAUAUAA